This is a messenger RNA of Mycetomoellerius zeteki, 422 nucleotides long. RefSeq names its product glyoxalase domain-containing protein 4. The transcript has 2 exons. NCBI's taxonomy places the organism in Eukaryota, Metazoa, Arthropoda, Insecta, Hymenoptera, Formicidae. The annotation marks the transcript as partial. The record is from RefSeq and is a predicted model, not a curated record.
ACCAUAUGCAAAUCGUUGGAGCAAAACAAUGAUAGGAUAUGGCCCCGAGGAUACACAUUUUGUCAUUGAGUUGACAUAUAAUUACGGGAUUAAAGAAUAUGAAACUGGAAACGAUUUCAAAGCUAUCACUAUACGUUCAAAAGAUGUGAUUGAAAAAGCACGUGCAAAUAAUUGGCCAAUACAUGAAGAAGAUGGAAAAUUUGUAGUACAGGCACCUGGUGGAUAUAAAUAUUACAUUGUUAAUGAGCAAUCUCCUACUAACAGUGAUCCAGUAGAAAAAGUUACUCUAUCCAGCUCCAAUCUUGAACGUACCAUUACCUAUUGGAAGGAUAUUUUGGGAUUACAAAUAUUUGGUAGGAAAGAUAAAAGUGUGUUGAUGGGUUAUAGCAAAGAUCAAGUCAAACUUGAAUUUGAAGAUAUUG